AUGAGUUUAAGUCUUAAAGGUUCCCAAAUAAGUCCAUGCAAGUCAGCAGUUAGCAGUAGUCGUUCGACCACAAGAAUAUAUAACGACAACUCUCGAACAAGAAAUGUGAGAGAGAUUAUUAGAAGCAAUAAAAAUCCUUUUCGAGGCCCAGAAGUUUCUUCUAGUGCUUCAGAACCAUUGGUUGAACAGAAGUUGGAAUCCCCUGACAAUUUAAUUACUAACGACGAUGAAAACCUGCUCAUCGAUUUUAAUAACACAAUUCACACCGAUUCAUUAACAUUUAGGAGAGACAAAUGUAGUUCGUGGUCGAGUAACUCAAAUGAUAAAAGUGUUUCAAGAUGGCUUGAAACACAUUUUCAUGACCAAAACGAUAGUGAUUUCAUAUGGGACGGUCAACAUGACAAUGACAUAUUGACACCAUGCUCAGACAAAAAAGGUGAGGACUUCAAAUGUGGACAAAAUUUGGACACGAUAGGGGAUAGUUUAGACUUGAAUAUAAAUCCAAGAUUAGGAAAUAUCUGUAUGGAUUUGAACGAAGUUUCAGGUGAUGAUGGUGAUUUACAAUACACAGAUAUCAAUGAGAAAACAGAUACUCCACCUCCAUGUUUAGUCAGACCUUCAUCUAAUUCAAUCAACACUGCACGCCAGAUAAGUGGUUUCAAUGAUGAAUUAAAACUGAUAACCUCAACUUCGUAUGAUGACAAUCGACGUAAUUCCGCAGCGACUGUUAUACAAAAAUUUUGGAGACUUCAUAGGAAAAGAUAUUUAGCAGCGGAAGCCGUAAUGUAUCGUCUGCUUGACAAUCAAAAACGCAGAUUAAGUAAACAGAACAUGAAUAAUGGACGACCCAUUCAUUCAGUUCUACAAAGUCGUCAAAAUGAGUUAAAACGGAAAAGGAAACAACAACACCAAAAUGCUAUUAAAAUUUUGCAGGAGAAUCGAUCCUCUAAAAGUUCGCAAAGUCAAGAAACUUUAGAGGAUAAGGCAGAAGUAAAUGAUAUGUCUGAAUCAAUUCUUGUAUCUGGUAACCGAAAAGACCGUACAAAUGAAGACAAAUCAAACAUUGUGAAUAAGCCUAUAUCUACUACCAAUGCUAAUCAAUGUAAAACUUACAGCUCUGAUAUUCAUAUUACCACGACUACAGAACAAAAUGUACACAAUGAAGUUGAACAAGUCUGUAGGGAGAACAGCAGUCUCUGUCAGACUGAGUUUUGCGGUCUACGGAAAGAUGGAAAUAACAGGGCACUUGGUCAACAAGAAAAUGUAUCUGGGGAAAAGAAUAUGUCAGCUGUAGAUAACAUAUUUCAGGAAUUAAAACAGCUAGAAAGUGUGGAAUUCUUAAAUUAUUGCCCAACGAAUGAUCAAUGUAUUGAUGUCUCAAAACAGGUUUCCUCGCAGAAGUGUCCCAUUCCAACUACAUGGUCUGAAAUGGUCAAGGAUAUUAGUCGUGUCCUAUCUGAGGCUGAACAAGAUGAAGUGCAUUCAGUCAACUUCAGGAAAUAUUGUAAUGUUCAACGAUCUACAGGCUUAAAAGGUGUUCGAAAUCGAUCUGAUUCUACAUUAUCCAAUUAUUCUUCACUUGGUCAGUCAAAUUGGUCUGGUUCAUCUACAAUAACUACAAACAGACAUACGUUCCUGAGUGAAGAGAAUUUGCAUUCACAUACCAAACAUAUGGAACGGGUUUGUUCACGGCAAAAGGCCCAAAAAGAACUGGAUCAAUCUAUAUCUCAAUGUCGAGAAAAAUUGACUACUUUCAUCCAGUCAAAUCAUAAUAAUGUAUGUCAUAAUCUUCCAGAACCAAAAGGCGGUGAUACUGGUACUAAUCAACACACAAAGUAUUCUAAGAGUCGAAACUCUGCUACAUCACAAAGACCAUCUUCUGUAAAAAAUCAAACAACUUCUAGAUCUUUACAAUGUAACUGCUUUAAGAGCCCUAUGAAUCUAUCAAAUGCUCAUUUGCUGCAUACAAAUUCUGUUGGAACAAAAGCUGAAAGUAAAUUGUCUUACAAAAGUCAUAUGGGGCGUAGUACACAAAAUCUUUAUGAUAAUGUAUCACUGAAGGACGGAAUGAAGCAGAUAAUUCAAAGCGACGAUGGACGUAUCACUACUGACAAUGAAUGUUUGAUGUUGGAACUUGAAGAGAAAAAAGGUCAAAUAAAACGCUUACAGAGAAUUAUAGAGCAUCAAAGAGAACUGUUUUUAAGGCAGUCGGAAGACACACAGCGAGAUGGUGAUCGAAGAAUAGAAUCAAUUAAAGCUGAUUAUGAAUGUACAAUUAACCGAAAUUAUAAACUAAUUGAUGAACUAAUUGAAGAGAAAAAAGUACUUCAUACAAAAUGUGAAGAAUUUUUAGAAGAACUAAAGACAGUGACAAAGAAAACGAACGAAAAAAUCAAAGCACUUGAAGAAAGACACAAAGUCGAGAUGCGAAAAGUAGAGGCCAAACAUUUAGCUGCGGAAAAGCUGCGCCGGGAAAAGUGGGAGACAGAAAAAGCAAAACAUUUUAAAGAAGUUACUAUUCGUGGAAUGGAAAAUGAAGUAGCCCAAAUGAUCACAAAUCACAAGGCUGAAAUGGCAAGUUUGCGUCAGUCAUGCACUCAACAAAUUCAAGCAGCUGAUGUACGCGCCUAUCAAGCUUAUAUUAGUCACAUUGAAGAACUAAAACAGACGUUGAUAAAAGAAAAAGAUGAAGCCUGCUGUAGAGAAAGAGAACUUGUUGAACAACGAUUAAAUCAAACUUUAGCAGAAGAACGUAAUUCUUUGGAAGCCCAUAGACGUAGAUUGUUAGAUGAGAUUUCUGAUGAACGUGAAAGAUUGGCAUUGGCUGCAUCUAAACAAAGGGCUGAAAUGGAUACUCUUAGGAACAAUUUAGAAGUUGCCUUGACACAAGCUAACGAACAACAUAAAAUGGAAAUUGAACAAUUAAGGGCGGAUUUGAUUCAAAGACAUAAGGAUGAAAUAGCUGAGUUGAAUCAACGUAAUUUGGCUGAACGUACAGCAUGGGAAGAACAUACUAAGUCAUUGUUGGAAUCCCAGUAUACUUCUAGAGAGACUAUACUGAAGGAACAGCUCAAGAAAGAACGAGAUCGCUUGUUAGAAUCUGCAGUUCAACGUCUUGAAGCUGAAGCAAAUGAAGCAAGGUUAGAAACUGAUCGUCAAGCAGAACUGAAGGUGAAACGUGUACGUGAAAAAUUCCAAGCUGAAAUAGAGGAACUUGAAAGAUCAGAGAGACAAGCAAUGGAGAAAUAUUGUCUGAUGAAGACUCAAUUUUUAGAUAAAGAGCAUGAAGCAGAUAGACUUCGGUCACAGUUGACGCAGAAAGAUCAGGAGUUAGCUGAAGUUCGCGUAUUAUACGAAAAACUUAAUCAAGAACGCCAAAACAUUUCAGAUGUAAUACGUCAGGAAUUUGCUGAUCGCCUUGUUUAUGUGGAAGAAGAAAAUAGGUCGAUGAAACGUGAGUUAGCCGAAAUGAAGGCCCGUUUAAAGGCUGAACAAGAAAGACAUGAAAAAGAAAUUGAUGCUAUUAAGAAAUUGAACAACUCAGAAAUAGAAACAGUUCACCUAAAAAUUAAAGAGAUCAUUAAAAAGAAAGAGGAAAAAUUCGCCAUAUUGCGAGAAAGCUUUCAAAAUGAACUUGAGAAGAAGGAUCGUGAAUUGGACGCAGCCAAUCAGAGAGCUCAACAUUUGGAAGAGUUGAUAGACCAUCAAAGCAAACAGUUUCUACAAGCCAAUCGCUAA
Messenger RNA from Schistosoma guineensis, 3738 nucleotides. The record is from the annotation of a GenBank genome assembly. NCBI's taxonomy places the organism in Eukaryota, Metazoa, Platyhelminthes, Trematoda, Strigeidida, Schistosomatidae.